AAAAAUAAAUUCCCCUCCCUCUUACUUCUUCCCCACCCUUCCAUUGUUUGGACCAAAUCAAUGGCGUCAAGAGUAAACAUCUACUUCCGCUUGACGAUGAACUAAAACGAUUGGACAAUCUAGAGUAGGCGGAUCGCUCGUCUCCACCAUUCCCAUUACUUUCACUUCACUGGGACGCCGCCGCCUGGGGUAAAAGCUCGUGCACCUGGUGGAUCGCUUUGCGAAUCUGUAUAGUUCCAACGAAAGAUAAGAAAGAAUGUGGUUGUUUAGCCGGAAAGGGUCUUCUGGGUUCUCGUCUUCUUCCACAGCGGAGGAAGUUACUCACGGAAUCGAUGCAACUGGCCUCACUGCCGUUGUUACAGGUGCUUCAAGUGGUAUUGGCACUGAAACAGCUCGUGUUCUUGCAUUUCGUGGUGUCCAUGUUGUCAUGGCGAUCAGGAAUUUGGCUGCUGGUAGAAAGUUCAAAGACAUAAUUGUCAAAGAAAUUCCUACAGCUAAAGUUGAUCUCAUGGAGUUGGAUCUCAGCUCAAUGGCAUCUGUAAGGAAAUUUGCAUCUGACUUCAAUACCUCAGGCCUUCCUCUGAACAUCUUAAUUAACAAUGCAGGAGUCAUGGCGACCCCAUUUACACUUUCUCAAGACAAGAUAGAACUGCAGUUUGCAACAAACCACUUAGGUCACUUUCUCUUGACAAAUCUAUUGUUGGACACUAUGAAAAGAACAGCACGCGAAAGUAAUAAAGAGGGAAGGAUUGUGAAUGUUUCAUCAGAGGCUCACCGAUUUUCUUAUGGUGAAGGAAUUCGUUUUGAUAGAAUCAAUGAUCAAUCAGGGUAUGGCAGUAUGGGUGCAUAUGGCCAAUCAAAGCUUGCUAAUAUUUUGCAUGCUAAAGAACUUGCAAGGCGUUUAAAGGAAGAUGGGGCUGAGAUAACUGCAAAUUCACUUCAUCCAGGAUCCAUUGUCACCAAUCUUUUCCGUCACAACAGCUUACUUGAUGGUCUUGUUAAUAAGCUAGGUAAAUUUGUGCUUAAAAAUGUUCCGCAGGGGGCAGCGACAACCUGCUACGUGGCAUUGCAUCCACAGGUCAAGGGGAUCAGCGGGGAAUAUUUUUCAGAUAGUAACGUGUCCACGGCUAACUCAAAGGCAAGGGACCCUGAUUUGGCAAAGAAACUAUGGGAUUUCAGCAUGAAUUUGGUUAAAUGAUGUACCCACAAUUCAUAGAAAUAAGAUAUUUCUGUACUUGAAAAGAUGAAAAGAGCCAGAAAAGGAGCUAUACUCUGAAUGGUAGAAUUCUUCAUGUUUCCUAUUUGCAGAGUGGAUUUGAUUGUCUUAUUUUAGUUGAUGCCAAGGUACAGUGGUCAUUCAUCUUUUGUUUUAUCCAAGUACCCUUAUGUUGUGUUUGGAAGGAUGAAAAGAGAAGGAAGAAAAGAGGAAGCCAAGGGGAUUGAAAAUUUCCUUUCUUCCAUUUUGUAGUUGUCAAAA
This is a messenger RNA of Malania oleifera, 1477 nucleotides long. Its product is annotated as short-chain dehydrogenase TIC 32, chloroplastic-like. NCBI's taxonomy places the organism in Eukaryota, Viridiplantae, Streptophyta, Magnoliopsida, Santalales, Ximeniaceae. The record is from RefSeq and is a predicted model, not a curated record. Bases 257 to 1198 code for a protein of 313 amino acids. The transcript has 8 exons.